AUAAACGAUUAUUAUUUGCGGUAGGUCGCUCGAAGUCGAGAAUUGUGCUUCCAGAGCGCCGUCUGCCGGUAACGCGGAAGAGAAAAAAGCGGGGAUGGAAUUGCGGCCACAGAAGGGAGCUAUGCUUGCCGUUCUCGCCGCAUUUUUUGCCCUCCAUAUCGGUAACGUAAGGAUGAGUCAAAACGAGGACCUUACGCAAUCAUUCAACGAUCCAAUGUGGCCGAAAAUGUGGUACUUGGUAAGGAAAUGUGUUUUUACCACUAAACUUUCUUACUUUUUUCUACUUCUCUGUCUCUCUCUCUCUCUCUCUCACUUUCUCCAUAUUCUUCUUACUCCUCUGACUCUUCUUACACUUCUCUUUUACUCUCGCGCUGAAUUCUUCUACCUCUUUCUCACUUUCAUCCAAUCACUCCUUUAUCUAUCAAUCUAUCUAUCUAUCUACCUAUCACUCAUUCCUCUUAUUUUCCUCGGCAAAUUUAAUACCCUAUUACUUUUCAUUCAUUGCGUUUUCUUUUCUUUUAGCGAAAUGUUGCGCAAUUAAUUCUUUUAUUUAUACUGUACACUUUAUCUAAUUAUCUUAUCUACGAAGCUCUGAUUUACUGCAGCGACAACAAAGUGGCAUGCGAAUAGCCGAGGCUUGGCAAAGGCUCGGUGUUUCAGGAAAGAAUACAACUAUAGCUGUAGUUGAUGAUACAUUAGAUGUAACCAAUAAAGAGUUAAAGAGGAGGAUAUUGAGAAAUCAUGACGUCACGGAUAACGUCACCAACAAACCGGAAGAUGAAAGAAGGUGGACUCAUGGUACAGAUGUUAUGUCAGUGGCGGCAGGGGAGGGUAAUAAUUCGUACUGUGGAGUGGGUGUUGCCUAUGAAGCUUUUCUGAUAGGUAUUAACCCUCUUAGCGCGGAGAAAGUGGACGAAAAAAUGUCAAGGGCUUUUCGAAUUGCUGCUGCAGAGAGUGAUAUCGCCGUAGCAGCUUGGGGACCUGAGCCGCACGUGUAUUCGGGACCCAAAGAAUCGCUGAGAAUAGCUUUAAAGCAAGCGGAAACCGCCAGGGACGGUCGCGGUCUAAUAAUUGUGCAUGCGGCCGGAAACGGUGGUUAUAAUGACGAUUGCGCUUACGACGGUUACUCAACAUCACCAAUCAUGCUUAGCGUCACUUCUGUCUAUAAGUCGCUUAAGAGACCUCUGUAUAACGAAAAGUGUUCCUCAGCCUUGAUUACUGCCUACACAUCGAGUGUUUCGAGAUACGAUAAUAACUUGGAUAGUUUAGUAUGGACAUCAGGAUCGGGAUCAAACGGUGGCUAUUGCAAAAAUGACUUUUCCGCUACAUCAGCCUCAGCUGCUCUAAUAACCGGCGUCUCCUCCCUAUUAAUAGACGCUAACCCAGCGUUAAGCUGGCGAGACGUUCAAUAUAUUUUCGCGCUUACUGCCCGUGUCUUUGGAGAAAUGGAGAGUGUUAGUUUUCAAUUUAACUCUGCAGGAUUGGCCUUUAAUAAAUUCUUUGGAUUCGGUUUGGCCGAUGCUUACGGGGCUGUAAGACUGGCUCUAAGUUGGCCAGGAGUGGGUCCGAGAAAAAACUGCUCAAUUACUUCGUUGAACACCCAUUCCAAUUCAACAUUCCGUGUCCGUAUUUCCGCCAUCAAUUGCCUUGUUCGAUAUGUCGAACAUGUCACUCUUGCUCUUGAUUUAAAGUCAUCGAGUCGACAAAAUCUAAGAGCGACAAUAACUUCUCCAUCAGGUAUUACAUCGUCCAUUUUAAGCGGUAUUGUCCCUGAUACAAAGGUGAAAAACAUCGAUCUUAAUUUUAGUUCCAAAGACAAUGCUAACUGGCCUUUUAUGACUGUUCACUUUUGGGGAGAAAAAGCGUUAGGUGAUUGGAUAAUAAGAGUUGAACCGAAAUCCUCUUUUUCUAACUUUGUAUCAGCUACCUUAUCAAUUUACGGAACGGAUGUUGAAGCGCCAAUAUAUCUUCGUUCUUGUAGACUUGAAGAUGACAGCGAAACUGAAGACAUAACAUUCAAGGACAUGUUUGGCGUGUGGGUGUCCUUAACUGACAAUCGUCGAUUGCAGAUAAAAAGAAAAAAACUACCUCAAGCAUGUCAUCGAUGUGUGUGUCCAACUGCAGAGUUCUUUGAAGAUGGUAAACUUGAUUCUUCGAAGUUAACUUUUGCGUCAGGAUACGCUAGAGAUUUAUUUAACAAGUCAUCUUUACAUUUUUAUCCAGUUAUUUACAGUGAUUUAACAAUAAUAGUUGAUAUUGAUUAUUCUGAAAAAAAUAUGAUUAUAGUCAAUUUUUCCACCGGAAAUAAUACAAGAAAAUUGAAGAUGAGAAAAGAAAACCGAGUAAAUUUACAGGAAACAACUAAUGUCGAUAAAACACAAACCGAAUCAAUACAAACCGAGUCGACGUUAACAUCGACAGCGUCAACAUCGUCAACACUGUCAAGAACAAGGCAGUCAGAGACAACUAAAAAUAUUGUUAUCAGUUCAUCCAAAGCACCGAAGACAAUUUACGAACAUUCUAACGAAUUUCAUUACUAUCUCAUUAUUAUCAUAUUCUUAUCACUCGUUAUUGCCGCAUUAGUAAUUUCGUUGAUUAUCGUAACAGCUAAGGUGAAGAGGUUAGAAAAGAGAAAAAAAAGACAAGGGAAUGAUGUUCAUUUACAUCUAUUCAAAAAUGUUAACGUACUCUAAAAAACUUUUAUUAUUGUUUUGAUUGUUUUUUUUUCUGUCUUUCUUUCUUUCUUUCUUUUUUUAUCAUUUUCUUUCAACUUCUUUUUUAUUUAUUAACAUUUUUCUACAUUUUUCUAUAAAGUAUAUGCAUUUAUAUAUAUAUAUAUAUAUACAGUAUAAAUAUACAGUAUAUAUAUAUACAGUAUAUAUAUUUAUGAAGAGGAAGAAGAGGGGGAGAUAGGAGGAGAAAUAUAAAUAAAUAGGAAAUUCCUUCCAAACAAGAUAUACACUUUUAUGACUUGUUCAUAAUUCUUUCUUUAUAAUAAAUGGUGUAGGCUACACAAUAAAACUAGACUGAACUAUAAAGCUGAAUAAAUAAUGACUUUAUUUGUUCAUGGUCAAUUAGCUGUAGUGGUAUUUUGGUAAGUAAUUGCAAGAGAUGUGCUAAUAAUUACAGUUUAUAUCGUCCUUCUAGAAAUAUUGGAAUAAUAUUAUAUAUGUAUAUAUAUAUAAG
Dimorphilus gyrociliatus is the source of this 3186-nucleotide messenger RNA. NCBI's taxonomy places the organism in Eukaryota, Metazoa, Annelida, Polychaeta, Dinophilidae. The record is from the annotation of a GenBank genome assembly.